Molecule: messenger RNA, 1485 nt
Organism: Dictyostelium purpureum
Lineage: Eukaryota; Evosea; Eumycetozoa; Dictyosteliales; Dictyosteliaceae
Exons: 1
Coding region: 269-1390 (373 amino acids)
Source: RefSeq, a predicted model, not a curated record
AUUUAAUAUUUUUUUUUCUUUUUCUCCAUCAUUCAUAAAAAAUAAUUACUAUUUUAAUAUUUAGUAAUUUAUAAAUAAAUAUAGUAUAAUAAUAUUAAUAAUAGUUUACACUCUUAUACUUUACCCAUAAUACACACUUUAUUACUUUUUUUAUUUUUUAUUUUAAAAAAUAUAUAAUCAUUUUUAAAAAUUUUAUAUUCAUAAAAAAAAAAAAAAAAAAUAAUACCAAAAAAAGUUAUUAAUAUUAUAAAAUUAUAAAAUUAGAAAAAUGGAAGAAUAUACACCCUCUCACCAUAUUUUAAAUGGAAAUGGUUUAAUAUUUCAAUUACCAAAUAAUAGUAGCGGUAAUAGUGGAAAAAAAAAUAAAUUGUUAACAUCAUCAGGUUCUUCAUCAUUAUCUACAUCCUCAAAUAGUAUUCAAAAUGUUACCUCAUUAAUAUCACCUGAAUCAUCACCAAUUUUAUCAUCUAAACCACAGCCAACCACUACAAACACAACCACAAAUACAAACUCAAAAUCUAAAAAUAAAAAAGAAUUGCCUUUAAUAAUGGAUGAAGAAAGUGGAGCAAACAAUAUAUCACUAUUGGGAAAUAGUAGUAGUGCACCUGGGUCAUUAGGAGGAGCAUUUUCAUCUACAUUUGACCAAUUAAACAAUCAUAUUACACAACUAUCACAAAAUAAAGUUUUUUCUGAUUUAAAGCAAUUUAUUUCAAAUAUUAAUGGUGUGGCUUCUUUUACUAGUAGCACAAACGGUACUAAUAGUAAUGGGACAAAUAGUAAUAAAUCAUCUCCAUCAUCUCCUCCCUCAAAUAACUCUACUCCUCCAAGUACUUCAAAAAUUUCUAACAAUGAAAAUUCAUCAUCCUCAUCAUCUUCACUAUCUUUAAGUAGUGGUACAGUAGUUGUAAAUUCUAAAAAAAGAGAUUAUAAUAGCGAUAAUGAAAUGGCCGAUGAUUCUUCUUCAUAUUUGAAUAGUAAUAUAUCGAGCAACAAUAAUAGUCAUACCCAUAGUUACUCAAGAGGCUCAUCAUCAAAUAAUCUCCACAGUUUAGCUCAACCAUAUAAUAAUAAUAAUAAUAGUAACGAGUUAGAGGAUCAACCAGUGUUAAAGAAAAAAAGAAGUUUAGAUUUAGACUCAUUUAAAAACAAUAUUGGAAAUAAUAACAGCAACAAUUAUUCCUCAUAUCCAAAUAGUCCAAUAAUAGAUAAUAAUGAUUUACAAGGUAUGGUUCAAUCACAAAGAAAAAUAAUACAAGAGUUAACGGAUUAUAUUAAAAGUUUAGAACAAAAAUAUGAUUAUUUAAAGACUGAACAUAAUAGUUUUAAAAGAAAAAUGUCAGCAUCAAUAAAUGAUUUGUUAUCAAUUUACGAAAAAGCAAUAGUAACAUAAAUGGUUAAAUACUACUUUUUUUAGAUGACGGUAACAAUAAUAAUUAUUACAACCAAUUUAAAUAACGAUAACUCAAAUCGAUUAAAAAUACCAUC